AUGAAAAAGCAAAACUAUGGACUUUUAUCGAACCAGUACUGUUGUCGUUGCAAAUUGGAAAAUGAAUAUCCAUUUAAAAAGAAAUAUAAUUUCAGAGAAUUUCCAACAGCAGAUAAAUGUACCUGUUGUACCUGCAAAAAUCAGAAAAAGAAUAUAAUCGAAUAUUAUUGUGAUGAUGAUAAUGGAAAAAUAGAUGAUCAAACAUUGAAUUCUUUUUUAGCUUUAAGGCAAAAAGCUUGUAGAUUCAUAAAUUCAGAAUCAGAUUAUUCUUCUAAUGCAGACAAUAUUAAUUUUUGCCAUUGUCAAAAUCAAAUAUUAAAAUCAGAAGAAAGCCCAGUGAAAAAAAUGCAGCAAAUUAUUAAUUAUUCUCCUAAUUCGCAAUUUUUAAAGAAAAUGAAAAGUCCCGAGUGGAACAACUCGCAGGAAAAUUCAAAGCGAAGAAAUCCUGUGCCAAAUUCAAAUGAUACAGUUCCAAGGAUGUAUGAGGAAUGUGUUGAAAAAUCCAAUGAAAUAGUAUCUCUACUGCAGAAAAUAAGUAAACUUAAAUCACCUGUUAAUAGUCAAACAAAUAACGAAUGCAAGCCAUGUACUUGUCACGAAGAUGAAGAAGAAAGUGAAGGAGAGGAAAGAAUGGGAGAGGAUAGAAUGGGAGAACGAAAGUUUGAUCUAAAUUCGUUCGUUGACACGUGUAAAAAUUUUGUAGAAGAAUUGAAAAUAAUUGUUGAAAAUAUGUUGAGUCGACAAAUUGUUGAUGAUCAAGAUGUAGACGAAUAUUAUGAUGAUGGUCAGAACAUGGCAGAAAAACAACUCAGAAAAGGAUCAGGAAAAUAUCAACAUAUUUCAAGAUCAAAAAAAAGAGUAAAGUGUAGAGGAAGAAAUAAAAGGAAAGCGGAUGAACCGGAAAAAAGUUCUCAGGAAAAUUUCGAUCCCAAUUUAAAACAACCUCAGGAAAAUUUUGAACCUAAAUUAAAACAGCCUCAUGAAAAUUCGUGUGAAAGAUGUUGGAGAUAUGCUUCUCCAGCUAGAUCCCCUGUUAAUAAACCGGAUCAAAGGUACGAUCCAAACUUUCGGAAAGCUCAUUCUGCUCACGAAUUAACGUCCAGCGAAACUGACAAAGAUGAUCGAAUUUAUGAUGCUGAUGAAAAUAAUCCACCUUUGAGAUACGAACAACCAAUGAUGAGAGAAAAAUUACCCCAACAUGAAGCCCCUCAAAUGAGAUCGCCUCCUGUGAAAAGUCCACCUCCUGUUAGAAAUUAUAGUCAAGGAAAAUACGCUAGUCCAGAAUAUUCAAAUAGAGGAAGGUCGCCAAAGAAAAAAAUAACUUCUCCAGAUUCCGAUCAAUUUCCCGUAAUUGACGAUUGGGAAACUACAGAAUAUAUGCGAAUGCCACAUGGAGGAUAUCCCGAGGAAAGAAGAGAUUUUUACAAUUAUCCACCUGAAAGAGGAAGGGAAGUUUAUGCUGCGCCGUCCGAAAGAGGAAGAGAAACGUAUCCUGUAACGACUGCAAGAAGAAGAAAAGCGUAUAAUGCUCCGCCCGUAAGAGGAAGAGAAAUUUAUGUUCCUCCUCCCGAAAGAGGAAGAGAAACUUAUCCUAUGACGACGGAAAAAAGAAGAGAAGUUUACGUUCCCGAAAGAGGAAGGGAAACUUAUGUCGUGCCGCCGGGAAGAGAAUUUUAUGCAGGAGGUCCGGAUAAUAUACGUUCACCGCCCUAUCAAAGUUUAAGGGCAACACCAAGAAGUCCAUCUUAUAUGAAUGAUUGGGAGAGUACAAACUAUAAGGAAAUUUAUGAUAAUAUUAAAAUACUUAAUGAAAGCGGAUUUCCUCCACAAACGCCCUCACGCUUUAACAAUGCUUUUAUAAAUGCUCCGCCUGUAAGAACUCGAUCAUCAAGUUCGGUAAAUGCAAGGAAAAAAAAUAAAACAUCCAGUGGAAAAAGACCUAAAACAGCAGUUAAUAGACAAGCACCACCAAGCGCGAAAAGUGCUAAAACUGCCGCCCCCUAUCCAAAAGGAAAAAGUUUCAGUCGUUGUGAAUGUCAAAAAGUAAUGGACCAAGUGAGACAAAUAAGUUCUGAAGAGGAAAACUCCGGGAAAAAAUUGUGUUGCCAAUGUCGCAGACGAUUGGAAGAGCAGUGCAUUCAACUUUCCGACGUUCAAUCCGGUGUAAAUUCAUCACCUCGCGAUAGAUCUGUCAGUUUUCAACAUUUGGCAUCAGCUGACAAACGUCCAUGCAAUCCAGAUAAUGAACGGAGACGAAGUCAGAGCAGUUACACGUCUCGUAGAGAUGAACCUCCCCAUAAUGAUGCUGUACCUGGUAAAAAUUCACCCGACGACCAAGCACGAAGACGUUUCGAAGCAAGAGAAUAUGCAAAAUAUUAUAGAAACAGCGAAGAACAAAACGUGCCAUAUAAGCCCAAUCAAUCUUUUCCGAUAGAUCCUUUGAAAAAAGAAAGUCCUAGAAGACGGUAUCAAUCUUAUAACGUUCAAGUUGCUCCCAAACAAUAUUCUGUGUUUUACAUGACGAAAGAUCAAAAUAGUAAAGGGAAUGAAGUAGAAGUACUCAUUGAAGAAUUGACGGAAAAAAACAAAGAUGACAAACCAGAAUUCAAGAACGUCCACGGGAUUCUAUGGCUCUCAGGUUUCAAAAAGGCGUAG
Messenger RNA from Pediculus humanus corporis (human body louse), 2655 nucleotides. RefSeq lists its product as uncharacterized. Lineage: Eukaryota; Metazoa; Arthropoda; Insecta; Psocodea; Pediculidae. The record is from RefSeq and is a predicted model, not a curated record. The transcript is spliced from 9 exons. Bases 1 to 2655 code for a protein of 884 amino acids.